UUGUGUUUUUUUUCUGCAAUAUAAUUUAGUGAUUGCGCAAUUGUAGUGCCUUUUUGGCCUCUGUGCCUGCGUCAGUUCUUAUGUGAGUGCGAGCGGAGCGGAGUUUGAUUGAGCGUGGCGUGUGUGAGAAGAGUGUGGUGUGUUGUCUUGGUGUGCGCGUGCGGUGCGAGUGUGCAUAAACAACAACAAAUAAACGAACGGGUAAAAACUACGGAAUUGAUUAGUACGAGUGGAAGUUUUUGAUGGGCAACUCGCAAACAAGGCAUGAAAACAGAAGGACAUCGCAAAGCACUCGUGAAGCAGCGGCACAACGCCAUGAACUAAUCGAAACAGAAGCAGCGCCCACAACUGCAACUGCAACUGCAACUGCAACUGGAACUGCAUCCACGACGAGGCCACAGCAGCAGCAGCAACAAGAACCACCACAGAGACGACAACAUUCGCUACCUUCGACAACCUUUGGCUGUGGCGGCAGCAGUAGAAAAUCCCUACAGAGACCUCCUGCCCACCCAGAGCCCCAGGCCGAGCCUGAGCCCGAGCCAGUGGCAAUCAACAGCAUCGGCGUCGUCACAGCUGAGGCAGAAUCACAACCAGCAGCAGCUGCUGCUGCCGCAUCGACUUUGAGUUGUGCGACAACGGUAGGAUUACAGCAGCCGCAGCAGCAACAACAACCACAACCACGCUUGCAGCAGCAGCUUUCCACCUGGAGCCUUGGCAGUCUUAGCGGCGGGCGCGUUAAUUGGAGCUUUUCGGCGGCUCGCAAUUCCUUUCGGCAUCGGAACAAGGCGACACGCAAGAGCUCGACAUCGCUACAGGGCUUCCGUCGCAGAAAAACGCAAUGGCACCGUCCACUGACGAAUUCAAUAUUUAGCUCGCAUUUCAAGGAAGCCAGCCGCAACGAACAGUUCCAGAUUGAACAUCUUGUGGCGAAGGGAGCCUUCGGUGUGGUCUUCAAAGUGUGCAAUAGGACGGACAAUAGUUCGUGCUAUGCCCUCAAAGUUCUUAAGAAAUCAAAGCUAAUCGAGGACAACAGCGUGCGACAGAUAAAGGACGAGGCAGAUAUUCAGAAAGUCUGCGGUCAUCAUCCGUUCAUCGUGCAGCAAAUAGAUCUGUGGCAGAACCGUCACAAUCUUCACAUUCUAUCCGAAUACAUACCGAAUGGCGAAUUGUUCUCGAAAAUUGUCCACUUCUCCAUUGACCUAGUGCGCCUGUACAUUGGAGAGAUUGCACUAGCAAUCGAUUUCCUGCACAACGCCGGCAUCAUCUAUCGCGAUGCGAAACCAGAGAACAUUCUGCUAACGCAACAAUUUCACAUCAAGCUGACGGACUUCGGGCUUAGCAAGUGGCUCAAACUGGGUGCAAAUACGCGCACCAUUUGUGGCACUUUCAAAUACAUGGCACCCGAAAUACUAUGCGGCGAACCCUACGGUCAUGCAGUGGACUGGUGGGCCUUGGGCGUCAUUGCCUGUCAGAUGCUAACGCAGAAGUGUCCCAACAUUAAGCAAUACCUUCUGCGCCAACGCCGGGAGGAGAGCUUGGGUACGGCAGACACGGCAGAUGGCUUGUCGAAUGCCCCCUCCAUUGCGCAGAUCAAUGGCUGCCUGCAGGACAGGAGGAGCAGCGAUAGCGAAGAAGAGUUCCUCCCAGGCGCAGUACGCAGUCUCGAACAUGAGGGACAGGAUGUGCUACGAAAGCUGCUCGCCAUAGAUCCGCGACAACGGAUUCGCAGUGUGAUGGCGCUGCAAAGGAUUGCUCUUUACAAGGGAUACAAACUGACCUCGAAGCAGCUGCUGAGCCUUUCUCCACUGGGCAUUAUUACCAGAGACGGCAUCCGGGUCUACGAAGACAGCCAGUUUGAUCCAAUAUCCAGCCAGUUGGCGAUCAAAGCAUUCCAGGACUUCUGACUUGGGUAGCCAGGAGACACUUGUUACAGCUCCAGCUUUAGCUCCAGCCAUAUUUACAAAAUUCUAAAACCUGCACAGUACCCAUCGGCCCGCCGGAUGUGUCCCGAUGAUAAUCUGAAUAUUUCUAAUUAUUUUAAAAUAUUUUUUUAUAACUAAUGAUUGUUGCUUGCUUGCGGGAAUUUCCAAAUUGUAUUGUUUUUAAAGAUUUUCUUGGAAUAAUUAGAACAAAUUUUACAAUUGA
Messenger RNA from Drosophila persimilis, 2145 nucleotides. RefSeq names its product serine/threonine-protein kinase S6KL (gene S6KL). Gene Ontology annotation, biological process: protein phosphorylation. NCBI's taxonomy places the organism in Eukaryota, Metazoa, Arthropoda, Insecta, Diptera, Drosophilidae. The transcript is spliced from 9 exons. The coding region runs from base 243 to 1904 and encodes 553 amino acids. The record is from RefSeq and is a predicted model, not a curated record. Gene Ontology annotation, molecular function: protein serine/threonine kinase activity; ATP binding.